This is a messenger RNA of Drosophila innubila, 1904 nucleotides long. It is a transcript of the gene Slu7, whose product is annotated as pre-mRNA-splicing factor Slu7. The record is from RefSeq and is a predicted model, not a curated record. The coding region runs from base 79 to 1839 and encodes 586 amino acids. Gene Ontology annotation, molecular function: pre-mRNA 3'-splice site binding. Lineage: Eukaryota; Metazoa; Arthropoda; Insecta; Diptera; Drosophilidae. Gene Ontology annotation, biological process: mRNA splicing, via spliceosome. Gene Ontology annotation, cellular component: spliceosomal complex. The transcript has 4 exons.
AGCACUGGCGUACGUUCAUUUGAGCUUGCAGCCCUGGCACCAAAACAAGCUGAUUGAUUUAUUAACUUACGGAUAAAAAUGAGUUCAGGUGCGAUUCGUACGCCUGUGUCGCAAAUAAUCCACAACAAGGAUGACCAAGAUGCGGAGGAGGAACCAAAGAAAAAGUCACGCGAGGAUUGGCGCAAAGCCAAGGAGCUGGAAGAGGCGCGAAAGGCGGGAACUGCGCCAGCCGCAGUGGAUGAAGAAGGACGCGACAUAAAUCCGCACAUUCCGCAGUAUAUAUCGAAUGCUCCCUGGUACUAUGGCUCCGCGGGACCGACACUGAAGCAUCAGCGCCCACAGCACGAGGAUGAGCGCGGUCAUCUGGACAACCGGGCACCCAAGGGAUUGGACACAACAAGAUUGGUCACCAAAUUCCGGAAAGGAGCCUGCGAGAAUUGUGGAGCAAUGACGCACAAACGCAAGGAUUGCCUGGAGAGACCGAGGAAAGUGCAGGCCAAAUACGCCGAAUCGAUUGUUGUCCAUGACGAGCACUUGGUGAACGAUGCAUCGAUUAACUAUGAUGAAAAGCGCGAUCGCUGGAGUUCCUAUGAUCCGUCCAAUCAUCGCGAGAUCAUCGAGGAGUACGAAAAAGUCGAAGAGGCAAAGCGACAGUUAAAGGCGGAGAAGCUUAAGAACGAUCCCGAUGCGGAGAUUUCGGAUGAGGAGGGCAACGAGGACAAGUACGUGGACGAGGUGGACAUGCCGGGCACCAAGGUCGAUUCCAAGCAACGUAUUACCGUACGGAACUUGCGCAUACGUGAAGAUACUGCCAAAUAUUUGCGCAACUUGGAUCCAAAUUCGGCUUAUUAUGAUCCCAAAACGCGCUCUAUGAGAGAUAAUCCCAAUCCAGCGGUGCCAGCGGAAGAAGCGGAAUUCGCGGGCGAGAAUUUCGUGCGUUUCUCUGGGGACACCACCGCACAGGCCACCGCACAAUUGUUUGCUUGGGAGGCACACGGAAAGGGAGUCGAUGUCCAUCUCUUGGCCGAGCCCACAAAACUGGAACUGCUUCAGAAGGAAUACGAACAGAAGAAGGAACAGUUCAAGUCAAGUACCAAGACAGAUAUUGUGGAGAAGUAUGGAGGGGAGGAGCACUUGGAGGUGCCAUCGAAAUCUUUGCUGCUCGCGCAAACCGAGGAAUACGUCGAGUAUUCCCGCAGUGGCAAAGUCAUCAAGGGCAUUGAGAAGCCCAAGGCGAGAAGCAUCUACGAAGAGGAUGUGUAUAUCAAUAAUCAUACGACCAUUUGGGGCAGCUUUUGGAAUGCCGGACGUUGGGGCUACAAGUGUUGCAAAUCCUUUAUCAAGAACUCGUAUUGUGUGGGCAUGCAGGAACCGGAAGGUUACUCCGACCAGCAGCAUUCCACAACAACAACAGGAACAACAACAACAAUUGCUCCUGCUCCUGUGGAAACCCUGUCAAGAGCUCAGGAUGUAGAUAUACCAGAGAGAUCAACAGCUGAAUCCGAAGUUGAUUCUGCGCCCAGCUCGGUGGAUUCUUCCGAUGAUGAGGAGAUCGUUGAGGAGAUCAAAAAGUCUAAGAAAAAGUCCAAGAAGCGUGAAAAGAAAAAGAAGGCCAAGGAACAGCGUAAAUACAAAAAGAAACACAAGGAAGCAAAGGAAAAAGAAAAAGAUAAGGAAACUUUAACUAUACGCUCCUCCAAGUCAAUUCCUGAGGAUUUGGAUGAUCGCAAGCGUCCUUAUAACAGCAUGUACGAUGUCAAGGCACCGACCGAGGAUGAAAUCGAGGAGUGGAAGAAGAAACGAACGCGCACUGAGGAUCCCAUGCUGCAAUUUAUAUAGGAUAAUCCUUUGCUAUAUGUAACUCUCAAUGUUAAUACGACUCCAUAAACAUAUUACCUAAACAA